AUGAGAGCUCCUCCCAUGGGGGAGGAGCCAGGGGAGGCCCCUCCCCCACGGAAACAGAGAGCUGCAAGCGUCAACAUCAUGGCUGUGAACAAGUGCAUCAAAACGCUGCUCAUCCUCUUCAACGUCCUCUUCUGGCUUUGCGGCUGCGUCAUCCUGGGAGUCGGCAUCUACCUGAAGGUGACCAAAGAUGGAAAUCAGUUGACCAACUCCGCCCUUCCUGGCGUGGACCUGAUGAUUGCCAUCGGCGUCAUCGUCUUUGUUCUGGCCUUCCUGGGCUGCUUGGGUGCCUACAAAGAGAGUCGGUGCAUGCUGAUGAUGUUCUUCAUCUUCCUUCUUGUCAUCUUCACCCUCCUCCUGGCGGCAGGAAUUCUGGGAGCUGUAGGCGAGAAGACGGUCAACGACUGGGUGAGGAAGGAACUGCAGAAGUUGACUCCUCUGUCCAACCAGCCGGACUCGGUGAAGAAAGACCUGGAGGCGCUGCAGGCUGAGCUGAAGUGCUGUGGGAUCAUCCAAGGACCCGCUGACUGGACCAAGCCUCCAGCUUCCUGCUUCUGCAACGGCACUGACACCACCACCACCUGCAAAGGCGGCAUCUACCAGACGGUGAGGGACAUCCGACCUGCGCCGCCCUGCGCCGAUCAAAUCAUCAAUCUGAUGAAACAAAACAUGAAGGUGGUGCUGGGGAUCUCCUUCGCCAUCGCCAUCAUCAUGAUCCUCGGCAUGAUUUUCUCCAUGAUGAUCUACUGCCAAAUCGGCAGGAAGGAGGGCCCGACGCAUUAA
Messenger RNA from Oryzias latipes (Japanese medaka), 780 nucleotides. Lineage: Eukaryota; Metazoa; Chordata; Actinopteri; Beloniformes; Adrianichthyidae. The record is from RefSeq and is a predicted model, not a curated record.